Phytophthora nicotianae INRA-310 is the source of this 2981-nucleotide messenger RNA. RefSeq lists its product as hypothetical. Gene Ontology annotation, molecular function: phosphatidylinositol kinase activity; transmembrane signaling receptor activity. The transcript has a single exon. Bases 103 to 2526 code for a protein of 807 amino acids. Gene Ontology annotation, biological process: cell surface receptor signaling pathway; phosphatidylinositol metabolic process. Gene Ontology annotation, cellular component: membrane. The record is from RefSeq and is a predicted model, not a curated record. Lineage: Eukaryota; Oomycota; Peronosporomycetes; Peronosporales; Peronosporaceae.
AAGCCACACAGCAUUCACCUGGCCGAUUCGCAGACACAGGCGCUCGCUUUACCUCGAGACCAGCCUCCACAGGGCCUACGCGACGCAGUAGAGCGACGGGCGAUGGCUUUGUGUAUCCCCGAGUCGUCACAGAACGCGUCGGCUGCAUCGAGUGUGACCAGCACGAGCGACAGCACCAAUCCGUUCGGCCGCCGGCUGCUAACGAGUGUCGCCAGCUCCGCAAAUGCAAGCGACGAUGGCUACGUGCAGCUCGAUACCGAGUUCCCUGGAGCUGUGGCCGUCUCCACAGCCGUUAACGCGCUGUCCCUGCUAGGCUUCGCCUUUAUUCUCACCACAUACCUGCUCUUCCCACCCGUGCGCAAGCAGCACUCGUCGCUGCUCGUGUGGGUUGCGCUAAUGGGCAUGCUAUUCCACGGGACCGUGCUGGCUCAGACGUCCGCAACUUACGGUACUUGCUGCACCACGGCCCCCGUGGUCCAGCUCGCGCUACUCUCGCAUGAACUCUACUUCUUCGCGCUGGCGUUCAACUUUUACUUCACUACCAAGUUCCCCUUCCGGUCAUCGAGGUGGCUCAACCCAAUCUACCACGUGGUGGUCUGGGGCACUAGUGUGGCUGUUACGAUCGUAGCCUGGCAACUGGGAACAGGCAGAGUCAGCUCCUACGGGUACUGCUGGUACGCAGCUGAGGACGACAGCGACAAUAACGAUGGCGAGUUCAUCUUGCUGGAAAUCUUCUUCAUCCCUGUCUGUGCCGGAUACUGUGUGAGCAUCGGCUGCUACAUUCUAGCCACCAAACGUGUUCGACUCACCAUGGGUGGGAACUCGAAAACCCGCACGAAUCUGGACUCAAUGCGCAGUUUCUUGUUCUGGAGCUUUUCACUCUGGAUGGUCGUGACGAUCCCCUACAUCUUGCGGCAUCGCAAUGUGGUCACUACAAACUCAGAUGGGGAGAAAGCUAUUCGUUUCUUAGGACGCUUGGCGAUCGCUUUUCUGGGUACAGGCAGCGCGAUACUAUGGACGAAAUCCAUGGGCGUACUAAAUACAUUUAAGCUAUGGCGUCAACGGAACUGGGACGACUACUUCAAAGUAUACGAUGCCUCGUGGGUGCUUCGUCGCGAAAUCUUGUACUUUGCUACGAAAGGAAUCCAGCUGGGUGCGAGCAGCGCUAAGGGAAUACCUGAAAACGAGAGUAUCAACCCGAAUGUCGAGUCGAUCUUCUCUUUCACACAGAGGUCAGGUAUUUUCCCGUGGCAGUUACGACUUGGUGCCGUAUCACAGGCUCCAAGUGUGCUGUCAUUCGAGCUGGACGGUGCUACAUCCGGCCAGAAGGCGAUCUUCCGUGACUUUGAACCUGAGGUCUUCCACGAAAUUCGACGCAUGUCUGGCAUUACUCGCGAAAGCUAUAUCCAAUCGUUCAAGGGGAGUACACGCGAGCGUUUCAGUGAAGGCAAGAGUGGUUCCUUCCUCUAUUACACGGGUGACCAGACUUUCAUCCUCAAGACAUGCACCCCAGCAGAGCAGAAGUAUCUCCUGUACAUCUUACCCCAGUACAUGGCUCACCUCCGUCGCAACCCGAACAGCUAUCUCUGUCGCUAUGUGGGCUGCCAUGAACUGGUGAUGGAGCAUCACUCAGUUUUGUUCAUCGUGCUGACGAACAUUCUAAACAACCCAACUGUGAACAUUGACGAGCUCUACGAUCUCAAGGGCGCGUGGGUUGGUCGUCACCGAGGUGAUUCACCUAGUGGAACUCAGCGUGUUUGCAAAUUUUGUGGCCGUGAUUUCGUGGUGGGUAUGUCCGAGGAGGUGUGCUCUCAGAACCCAAAUGCUGGGUUCGGGCAUGCGGAGUUUGUCGUAGGAAAAGAUCUGAACUGGUCGUGUCGUCGCCUUGGUCUUCCCACUGAUGUUGCUGAGCAGUUAGGCAGUCAAUUAUAUGCCGACACUGAAUUUUUGCAGCGUAUGAACUCGAUGGACUACAGUCUAGUGAUUGGCUUGAGUCGGCAUAAAUCAAUCUCGACGUCUAGUGGUGGUGGAACAGUACUCUCACGGAGCGGUGGCCCACCUGUGAAGGGAAAGCUAUUUGUUGGUGGGAACAGCAGUGACGAGGCAGGCUAUUUGGAAUCGCUGAGCCCUAAUGGUGCUACACUUCAAGGACUUAGCCGCCCUAGGGGAAACCUAACGACAUUCUCUGCGGACGCGUGCGUCGUGAACAUGGGUAUCAUUGAUAUUUUGACUCCCUGGUCGUUCAAGAAGAGCCUAGAGCGCUGGGUACGCGUGCGACUGCAGUGUCGUGACGCGAAGGGAAUUUCGUGCAUGAAGCCCAUUCCUUAUGCCGACCGCUUCCGUCGUAACGUGAUUGACACCGUCAUCUUCGGUCGUCGUCUAGGUUCUAAGAGACGUCAUCCAGAAAAGCAGCAAGGAGAGUCGAUUAUGGUGGAUUUUACGAGCAUGUCCAUGGACGUGAAUUUCUCUAUGGACAUCGCGAAUUUGUCAAUGGAUACGACGUCAAACCUCUCCAUGGAGAUAUAGAACUCCAUGUCUGUCACAAGCUCCGUACAACAUCCACACACCGCAGCGGAAUGCUGCCACUGCCACUGCCACGAUUCUCGACCGUCGUUGGAUGGGAUUUACUGAAGACUAACGCAGUAGACCGUGAGCACGCAGGUCAUGGUCGCGUUCUCCCAUCGAAUCGACACGCUUCCUGAAAUCCAGAGGACAAACAUGUAAAUAACUGUGUCAAUCGAUGCAGUCCAGGCUAUUGCGUCGACAUCCAGUACUCACCGUCGCGUUCAGCGUCCCAGAAGCACGACGAGUUGGUGUGGUAUCCAGCGUUUCUCUUCUGCAGGAUCGUGCAGUUCACUGUAGCAGCCCAACACAUGGGCUUUUGUUAGCUUGCGUACGUACUCAAUUUUACCCGUAACUAUUUAACACCAUUGCAAACAUCUAUCAAAGCGUAGCCCUGAUACAUGCAUGCAUCAAUUACC